Drosophila rhopaloa is the source of this 1164-nucleotide messenger RNA. It is a transcript of the gene Or94a, whose product is annotated as odorant receptor 94a. Gene Ontology annotation, biological process: detection of chemical stimulus involved in sensory perception of smell; sensory perception of smell. The record is from RefSeq and is a predicted model, not a curated record. The transcript is spliced from 3 exons. NCBI's taxonomy places the organism in Eukaryota, Metazoa, Arthropoda, Insecta, Diptera, Drosophilidae. Gene Ontology annotation, cellular component: plasma membrane. Bases 1 to 1164 code for a protein of 387 amino acids. Gene Ontology annotation, molecular function: olfactory receptor activity; odorant binding.
AUGGACAACCCCAAGGAUCGCAUUGAGGCCAUGCGCCUGAUUCUCCGGGUCAUGCAACUAUUUGGCCUCUGGCCCUGGUCCUUAAGAGCUGGAGCGGAGUGGACUUUCUUGGGUUUCAUUAAGCGCAACUAUCGCUUCCUGCUGCACCUGCCCAUAACCUUCACCUUCAUCGGACUCAUGUGGCUGGAGGCCUUCAUCUCAAGCAACCUGGAGCAGGCGGGCCAAGUGCUCUACAUGUCCAUUACGGAAAUGGCCCUGGUAAUAAAGAUCCUGAGCAUCUGGUACCAUCGCACUGAAGCCUGGCAGCUGAUGCACGAGCUCCAGCAUUCACCGAACUACCAAUUGCGCAAUCAUGAAGAGCUGGAUUUCUGGCGGCGGAAGCAGCGCUUCUUCAAGUGGUUUUUCUACAUAUACAUCCUGAUAAGUUUGGGUGUGGUUUAUAGUGGCUGCACUGGCGUGCUUUUCCUGGAGGACUACGAACUGCCCUUCGCCUACUAUGUACCAUUCGAGUGGCGAAAUGAGAGGAGGUACUGGUUUGCCUAUGGCUACGAUAUGGCUGGAAUGACGCUGACCUGCAUAUCGAAUAUAACCCUGGACACCCUGGGAUGCUAUUUCCUGUUCCACAUCUCUCUUUUAUACAGACUGCUGGGCUUGCGAUUGAGGGGUCUUAAGAAUAUAGAUGACGACUCCUACUUUGGCCAGGAGUUGCGUGGCAUCUUCAUGUUGCAUCAGAGUGUACGAAGAUUAACCCUCAUUUGCCAGAAAAUUGUGUCACCUUACAUCCUAUCUCAGAUAAUUUUGAGUGCCCUGAUAAUCUGCUUUAGUGGAUACCGCUUGCAGCACGUGGGAAUUCGAGAUAAUCCCGGUCAGUUUAUAGCCAUGCUGCAAUUUGUGAGUGUCAUGAUCCUGCAGAUCUUUUUGCCAUGUUACUAUGGCAAUGAGAUAACCGUCUAUGCCAACCAACUGACCAACGAAGUAUAUCACACCAAUUGGCUGCAAUGUCGGCCCCCAAUUCGCAAGUUGCUCAACACCUAUAUGGAGCACCUCAAAAGACCAGUAACUAUUCGGGCUGGAAACUUCUUCGCCGUUGGACUACCCAUUUUCGUUAAGACCAUCAACAAUGCCUACAGUUUCUUUGCUCUUCUACUAAAUGUUUCGCAGUAA